AUGUCGGGAGGAGAAGCCUGGGGAGAGGUCAGCCCCAGGCACGCUGCCGGUGCCCGGUACCGGCGCCUGGCACCAAUGCCAAACGUGGGGGUGUUUCAGUCUGUAGCUGAAACGAGACCUGGAGAAAUAGUUCUGAACCAGUUGCCUCAGCCACUCCUAAUAAGUCGUAUUGAAGAUGGGAGCAAAGCUGCAGCUGUGGACAAGUUACUGGCUGGGGAUGAAAUUGUCGGCAUCAAUGAUGUCGGCCUCUCUGGAUUCCGACAAGAAGCGAUCUGUCUGGUGAAGGGUUCACACAAGACACUGAAGCUUGUAGUAAAAAGGCAUGACCUCGCCUGCAGGCCUCACUCCUGGCACGCAACCAAAUUUACAGAAAGUCAGCCCGAGACGGCCACGUCACACCUUCCCCCGGCCAAUGCCUGCGUUUCCUGGCACUCGCGCUACCAUGCAAGUUGUUCUUCUCAUGACCUCUCCAACUCAUGGGAUCAGUCAAGUCUACAUCGCACUUCUGACCAAUUCAGCUCUUUGGGAAGUAUGGACAGCUGGGACCACACUCCACAAGUAGCCCAGUAUGGAAGACUCUCAUCUGCGAGGUCUAAUAGUAGCAUUGAUCAUCUCGGGAGCCAAAGUAAGCGGGAUUCAGCCUACGGGUCUUUCUCCACGAGUUCUAGCACCCCUGACCACACGCUAUCCAAUGCAGACACUUCUUCAAUGGAGAACAUGCUGUACAAAGUAGGCCACUGGGAGACUGCUAAGCAUGGAAACAAGUCUGGCCAGUUCUUGAAUGACAACAGUGGAAUAGAGGACAAACCAGGGUAUUUGCCAGCUUCCGUCCAAUAUGAGAACAACAGAAGUCCUAGAAUAGAGGAACAUCAUGAUAGCAAACUCGCUAGCUCUGGAAGAUCCAGUUUCGGACCUGUCUGGUAUGUUCCUGAUAAGAAAAAGUCUUCAUCUCCUCCCCCUCCCCCUCCACCUCUUCGUAGUGACAGCUUUGCUGCUACCAAAGGCCACGAGAAAGCCCAUGGCCCUGUGUACUCGGAGGGUGCCAGCACGCAGCACUUUACAGCCCUGAACCGAUCUCAGCCCAGGAGUGACUGGAACUUGGAAACCGUGGAGCAGCAGCAGCGGCCCUCCAGAGUGUGCGACAGGAGGGUCAGCAGCUUGAGUCAGAAACCUGAUCUCACUGCAGAGCACAAUUUUAAUUCGACUGGUGAAAGGUACAGUAGUAAUGCAGGACCUGGGAACAAGCUGCAGUCGUCCUUGUCCAGCACUGAUAUACGGUUUGCACAGCCCACCUACAGCUACCACCACCAGCAGCAGUACAGCGAUGAAAGCACUUUUUUUCACAAUGCAAGGAUCUUAGCUGCAUCUAAGGAUCAGCAACAUUACCUGUCCUCUAGCAGCAUUCAGGAGUUACCUACAGAUCAUUUUCAUGGCUACAGUCCAAACCAAGCCAGUCUGCUCAACACUUCUUUGAACAGUGCUGCUGAACAGAAGGUGGACAGCACUGGACAGAGUCGCUAUUAUUGCGUGACAGCAAAACAGCCUGCUCAGGAAAGCUCAAAGCCACUGCAACUCAAGGACGACAGCUGGAAACCCACAGUGGGGACUGAUGAGUCACUUGUACCUCACGAAAGUCCUGCAGUAGUCGCAACGGUCCAAAAACCAAAAUACUAUCUACCUCAACAAUGUGUCGAAUCUUCACUGAAAGGGUGUGAGAACAGCAGUCAUCACCCUGUGGACAGAGAGGCUGCUAGGUGUGCUGUAGUAGAAGAAGCUAAAAAACCCAGUCACACUGAAAAGUCCGGACAAAAGAAAAACUUUGAGAGCAGCUCUGAGGAAAGCGAAGCUAGGUACGGUCAACAGGAGUAUGUAAAGGGCUAUGUCCUUGCCACUGAAAACAGAUCUGCUCAGAAAGAUUCCAGGUGGGGGAAAGAUGAAAGUAGCAAGAUUUCUCCUCAGAAGACCCCAAUGUUGCACUCUUUAGCUCAGGAAGGGAAAAAGCAGUCAGAGAGCAGCCCAGGUGCGGUAACGGAGCGACAGGCCCCGUUUGACACUCACUUGUCUAAACAGGCACGAAGGAGCGAUCGUUUUGCAACAACCCUAAGAAACGAGAUCCAAAUGAGAAGAGCAAAGCUGCAGAAAAGUAGAAGCACUGCUACGUUAGUAGCAUCAUCUGAAACGGAGGAGUGCAGUGAGACCUGGAAGCCAGAUCCAGCAGAAAACGUCACCAUCUCCCCGGACACUAACUUUACCAGCACCUACAAAGAUCACCUCAAAGAAGCACAGGCCAGGGUUCUCAGGGCGACGUCCUUCAAACGGCGGGACUUGGAGCCCAGCCCUGCUGAAUAUCUCCCCAGGUCACCUGAGCAGAAAGCUGGUAGUUACAACUCUUCAUUAUUGGCUUUGGUUUCUGAAGACGUGUCUGGAUUCCUCGAGGCUACACAAGCUAAACCGAACCCGACAGGGAGUGGCACUCAUCACGUUUCUCGCAUUGGAGCCCGGAAGAGGUUCACAACAGAGCAAAAACUGAAGUCUUACUCAGAACCGGAGAAGAUUAAUGAGGUGGGGAUGUCAGAGAAUGAGUGCCGUGCUCAUGGCCAUCCAAAUACAUCUGAAGAAGCCCUUGGCUCAUUUGCAGACAGGUGGAAAUUUUUUGAAGAAACAAGUAAGCCUGCAUAUAGGAAAUUGGCACAGAAACCAGCUCCCCACAGUCUAGCUGAGGGACAGCCUGAGAGGCCAGAUAGGAAAGCUCACAGUGGGCAAGAGGGAGAGGAGUCGUGGUAUGAGAGAAGAGGUCGGGCAGCCUCUAUUGGACUUGAAGCUACACAUACUUCAAAGGAGAAGAAUAGGGUCGCUGAUGGGGCUGUGAAAUCGGAGCAGCCGCAGCGCCUGGGGACCUUUGCGGAGUAUCAGGCGUCGUGGAAGGAGCAGCGGAAGCCGGCGGAAGCAAGGAGCUCAGGAAGGUACCAUUCUGCUGAUAACAUCCUGGAUGCAGCCCACGAACAGCUUGAGAAAACCCAGUACAUCCACGAGAGGUCUAGAUCAUCCCCUUCUACUGACUUCUACAAACAGGAAGUCUCAGUUGAAGUAAGGAGGCAAGCAGAGGAUAUAAAGGAAGACGGGGAGCGUAUUUUAUCUAAUGUUAAUGAUCUGGAUGAAAGGAACUGCACUGUGAGGUACUUCACCAUGCAUGACAGAAUUAAUGUUGGGACUGAAAUUUUUGGGGGCUCUAGG
Molecule: messenger RNA, 3234 nt
Organism: Merops nubicus (carmine bee-eater)
Lineage: Eukaryota; Metazoa; Chordata; Aves; Coraciiformes; Meropidae
Product: protein Shroom2-like
Biological process (GO): actin filament organization
Cellular component (GO): apical plasma membrane; adherens junction; cortical actin cytoskeleton
Molecular function (GO): actin filament binding
Source: RefSeq, a predicted model, not a curated record